AUGCGCACCGCUCCGAAUGUGAUCAUCACCGGAACCCCCGGGGUGGGCAAGACCGUUCACUGCGAACAACUGGCCCAGGACCUCGGACUGAAACACCUGUCCAUCAACCAGGUCGCCAAGGAGCGCGACUGCUACGAGACCUACGAUGAUGAGCGGAAGAGCUGGGUGGUGGAUGAGGACAAGUUGCUGGAUGCGAUCGAGGAUGAAGUGCUGCAGGGCGGCUAUCUGAUCGAUUGGCAUGCGUGCGACCUCUUCCCCAAGUCCUGGAUUGAUCUCGUGGUGGUGCUUCGCUGCCCGUCGACGUCAGUUCUGUAUGACCGUCUUUCUUCAAGGGGCUACCACGAAGCGAAACUACAGGAAAAUCUCGACGCGGAGAUCUUUGGGGUUCUGCUGGAAGAAGCGCGCGAGGCGUUCGAGGAAGAAAUCGUGGUUGAGUUGAACAGCGAGAAGGACGACGAUGUGGAUAGCAAUUGUGCACGGAUUACGACCUGGGUGGACACCUGGAAAAAGACGCAGGCCGAGCAGAAUGCGGACUGA
Penicillium lagena is the source of this 537-nucleotide messenger RNA. Its product is annotated as nucleoside triphosphates FAP7. The transcript has 3 exons. NCBI's taxonomy places the organism in Eukaryota, Fungi, Ascomycota, Eurotiomycetes, Eurotiales, Aspergillaceae. Bases 1 to 537 code for a protein of 178 amino acids. Gene Ontology annotation, molecular function: ATP hydrolysis activity; AMP kinase activity; ATP binding. The record is from RefSeq and is a predicted model, not a curated record. Gene Ontology annotation, cellular component: nucleus; cytoplasm.